AUGGGGAGACAACAUGUGGUGUCUUCGCUUCUCAUCCUAUUAGGAUUCGGGCUUUGUUGUUAUGUGCUCACUGAAACAAAGAGAGAAGGGAGAUUGGGGGACAGGAGUUAUAUGGACCAUGAGAUGAAACGUGUACCCGGAGUCAAAGCUGGAUAUCGGUUGUUUUCUGGUGGUUACGGUGCAGGUUCAGGCAGUGGCUAUGGACAAGGGGGUGGACGAGGCUAUGGUAGUGAUAAUGGCUAUGGGCCGGGAAGUGGAGGUGGGGGCUUUGGCACUGGCAGGGGCUACGGCAGUGGCAACGGGAAUGGUGUGGGCCAAGGUGGUGGGUCUGGUGUUGGCUGGGGUGGCGGCUUUGGAGCUGGGUCUGGUGGGGGUGGUAAUGGUGGAGGAAACGGAUAUGGCUCGGGGGAUAGUGGUGGAGGAGGUGGGGGAUAUGAUCACAACAAUGUGCAUAGCACUGGUUCUGGAUCAGAAAACUGA
Messenger RNA from Dovyalis caffra, 480 nucleotides. NCBI's taxonomy places the organism in Eukaryota, Viridiplantae, Streptophyta, Magnoliopsida, Malpighiales, Salicaceae. The record is from the annotation of a GenBank genome assembly.